Messenger RNA from Carcharodon carcharias (great white shark), 564 nucleotides. It is a transcript of the gene lsm5, whose product is annotated as LSM5 homolog, U6 small nuclear RNA and mRNA degradation associated. Lineage: Eukaryota; Metazoa; Chordata; Chondrichthyes; Lamniformes; Lamnidae. Gene Ontology annotation, cellular component: Lsm1-7-Pat1 complex; U6 snRNP; U4/U6 x U5 tri-snRNP complex. Gene Ontology annotation, molecular function: RNA binding. The transcript is spliced from 5 exons. The coding region runs from base 3 to 290 and encodes 95 amino acids. The record is from RefSeq and is a predicted model, not a curated record. Gene Ontology annotation, biological process: mRNA splicing, via spliceosome.
UUAUGUUGAGCGCACGCGCGAACUCCCUACUCAGUGUGAAGAUGGCGCUGAACACGACUAAUCCGUCUCAGUUACUGCCACUGGAGCUGGUGGACAAAUGCAUUGGUUCGCGAAUUCAUAUUGUUAUGAAAAAUGAUAAGGAGAUUGUAGGAACACUGCUGGGUUUUGAUGAUUUUGUCAAAUGUGCAUUUCUUAACUCUAAUCCUUGGACAUGGUGCUUGAAGAUGUUACAGAAUUUGAGAUCACACCAGAAGGCAGAAGAAUCACAAAACUGGACCAAAUCUUAUUGAAUGGAAACAACAUAACUAUGCUUAUUCCUGGUGGUGAAGGUCCUGAAGUAUGAAUGGAACCCGUUGACUUUCAACUAAGUGAAUUUUUGAGUCUCUCGUACUUCUGUUUUCUUAUGUUCAUUUCUGUUUUUGACAUUUUUAGAGUUUAUUUUUUAUGACGGUUUCCAGAAAGUUACAUUAAUUUUUUUAUGUGGAAAGAAAUGUCUCAGAAGUGAGAGAUGAAUCAUGGUUUCGUGUAUGCAAAAAGAGAAAAUAAAGUUUUCUUUUUCACUAA